AUGGUCAACAAGCUGCUAGUCCUUCAGGACCAGAUCAAGCGUGACCCCGCCAGCUACAAGGACGAGUUUCAGCUGCAAUUCCGACACUACAAGGCCUGCCAUGGCCUGUUCUCCCUGCGUCCCAACAAUGGCUCUGAGGACUUUGCCAGGCUGGUGCGCUUUGUGGCACAGGUGUCCGACAGGUACCCCAACCUCACACGAGGCUUUGGCGAGGAGAUCAUGGACCUGCUGGAAAAGAACAGCAUGACAGUGGACCAUGAGCUGAGGAGGUCCCUUGUGCAGUCGCUCAUACUGCUUAGGAAGAGGGGCCAGGUGGCCCCCAUGGCAGCUCUGCCCCUCUUCUUUCGUAUGUUCCAUUGCCGGGACAAGUCCCUGAGAGUGAUGCUCUUCAAGCAUAUCGUGGCGGACAUUAAGAAUGCAAACAAGAAGGCGAAGAAUGAAUCACUCAACAAGCGCUUGCGGGCUUUCUUGUAUUCUGUGCUGCAAGAGCCCAAUGAGGUGACGGCAAAAAAGUCACUGGCGGUGCUCACAGAGCUGUGGAGGCGGCAGAUCUGGAGAGACGCACACACAGUGGAUGUGAUUGCUACUGCAACAGAACACCCCAGCAGUACUGUUGUCUUGGCUGCUGCAAAAUUCUUUUUGGGCUAUGAUGUGAACGAUGCUGGAGGGGAGUCAGAUGACGAAGAGGAAAUUGACAAACUGGCACAACAGCAAACUGCUCAGGAGGUGUACAGGGCACACCACAAGGGAACGACAGCCACAAAGAAGCACAAGAUCGCCCGGCUCAAGAAGGCCAGGACCCAAGUGAAGAAGCACCUGCGCAAAGCUCGAGCGGCUGACCCUGAGAACUUUGCCGCCCUCCAGCUCCUCAACAACCCACAGCGAUUUGCUGAGAAGCUCUUCGCACGUGUGCGUGCAGGCCGUGAGCGCUUUGAGACUCGCCUCACCAUGAUUAUGGUCAUUUCCCGUGCCAUUGGCAUCCACAAGCUCAUCGUCCUCAACUUCUACCCUUUCCUACAGAACUACAUGAAACCCAGCCAACAGGAUGUCACUUCCAUCCUGGCAUCCCUUGUCCAUGCAUGCCAUGAUCUGGUGCCUCCAGACACUCUUGCUCCUGUCGUGCGCCAUCUGGCCAACAACUACAUCCAUGACAGGGCCCGCCCUGAGGUCAUCACCACAGGGCUGAAGACUGUGCGGGAGAUCUGUGUGCGGGCGCCCCUCGUCAUGACACAGGAGCUGCUGAGCGACCUUGAGAUGUACAGGAAGUUCAAAAACAAGCACGUGGCUGCAGCGGCUAAGGGAGUGAUCUGCCUGUUUCGGGAGAUCGCCCCCCUGAUGCUGCGGAGGAAAAACAGGGGGAGGGGGGCCAACACAGACGCUGUGCUGGAGAGCUACGGGACUGUGACACCCAAGGCAAGGAUUGAGGGGGCGGAGCUGCUGGAGGACGAGUUGGGGAAUGGUGUGCAAUCGGACAGCGAAGAGGAGGGGCAGGAACUGGAGGAGGAAAGCUCGGGGGUUGAAGAUGGUAGCCCUUGUGAAGUGGAGGGGAGCCAGGGUGAGGGAGGAAUGGAUGAUGAUGAGUCUGGAUCUGACUUGAACGCCAGUGAGGCAGAGCUUGAACUCGAUUCAGAUGAAGCGAAGAGUUGCAGCGAAGAUGAGGAUGACGAUGGUGAUUGUGAAGAUGCUUGUACAGGGUGUAGUGGAGAUGAGGUGGAGAGCUUGGAUGGAAAUAAUGAAAGUGGCUCGUCACCUGGUGAGUUGCUAUCAAGUCCUGAGGACGAUUCUUGCAAGGCUUCGAAGUUGAGUGGUCAGAAACGCCAGAGAGAGGCUGAGCCAGAUAGCCUGGCAAACUUGAGAAGGAAGCUUGCCGCUGCCACUGCUGCUCGGCAUGGUGAAGGAAACACCACGGGAAACAGGGCAAUGCAGCAUGGCCAACCUGGGGGACAUGGUGAAGAGGCGAGUGUUGUUGAUAAUGGCAAUUCAGCUGACGUUCAAAAGGGGAUGCCGAUCGAGAUGCAGAGGAUCCUAGAUGAUUCGGACUUUGAGCGAAUGCAGGAGCUACGGCACAGGCAGCUGGUGAAGGCCAUCAUGUCCAAGCAUGGACUUGUGCCAGUGCACCGCAAGAAGAAGCUGCUCGAGGCUGCUGAGGAGGUGGUUGACCAGGCGCUGGCGCUGGAGGCAAUGAGGAACAGCAUCACUGAGCAGAGGGUGGCGCCUGACGAGCUGGUGGGCAAAGUGAAGGGCAAGCUUGCCAAGGAAGAGCUGCUAAGGUCGGCUGCCAAGGGAAAGGAAGGGCGGGAGGGCUUUGAGGCAGCCAGCAAGCGGAAGAAGAAAAAGAGUGGCGGCACCAGCAACAGAGAGAAACAGAAGAGAAAGAACCUGCCAGCGGCGGCCAGACUGAACCAGGCCAGGAGGCGGCGACGCAAGAAUGACAUCAAGCGAAAGGGGAAGAACUUCAAGGGUCACGUGCGGAAAUGA
Ostreobium quekettii is the source of this 2478-nucleotide messenger RNA. Lineage: Eukaryota; Viridiplantae; Chlorophyta; Ulvophyceae; Bryopsidales; Ostreobiaceae. The record is from the annotation of a GenBank genome assembly.